AGUUUACUCAAGUAUUAGAAAUGGCUAAAUUACGAGCUGAUAUUAACUAUAAUCGACGUAAUGAUCAACAAAAAUCUGCUAAUAAUACUAUGACCAAAAAUAAAAAUAAAAAUAAAAAUGAUAAUGAAAAUGAAAUCAGAGAUGAAAAUGAAAAUGAAAGAUAUUUACAAAAUGAAGAAUUAAAUGAUAAUGAUCUUAAUAAUGAUCAAGGUAGCAUGGAUUUAAAAGAAAAUUUAAAUUCUCAAUUUAACGAUCAUUUAAACGAAUGGUUAGAAGAACUACAGCAAGAGGAAAAUGAUGAAUAUGAUGGUGAACAUGAUGAAUAUAGUGAAAGUGAAAAAGAUUUUAGUGAUAUAAAUGUUGAAGAUAUUGAGCAUCCAGCAGAAAAUAUUGAUGCUAAAUGGAAAUUAGAAUUUAUGUUUGAAGAUAAUUUGUGUAAUCCUUUUAAUGUAUAAUUUUCUUUUAUAAUAUAUAAUAAAUAAAUUUACAUAACUUGUAUAAAUAUUAAUUAAUAAGUUACAUAUAUAAUAUAUUGCAUAUAUAUGAAAAUGUACUGUACUAAAAAGUUUUAGUACAGUACAGUAUUGUACAUACUGUACAAAAUGUACUGGUACAGUACAGCACGAAUCCCAACCCUG
This is a messenger RNA of Rhizophagus irregularis DAOM 181602=DAOM 197198, 638 nucleotides long. RefSeq lists its product as uncharacterized. Lineage: Eukaryota; Fungi; Glomeromycota; Glomeromycetes; Glomerales; Glomeraceae. The record is from RefSeq and is a predicted model, not a curated record.